AUGAAACGUGAUCGUGGUUCAAACUCUGCCAACGUUCGUAAGCCACGAGUUAAGACAAGUGCUAGUAGCGCUAGGCUCGAUAUUCCAAAACAGGCACCUCCACUUGUGCGCAGUAACACUUUGCCUGUCAAUCACACAACUUAUCCUCGCGUUCCUCGUGCUAAUUCUCUAGGAUUACAAGAUAACGAGAAAUCUAGAUCUGACGACGGUUUUCACUCCGAUUCCGAUAAAGACAGUAGUCAAUCUGCAAAUUCGAACUUAAGCGUACGUAGCGUUAAAAGUUAUCUUACCAAAACCUCUUCAAUCAAGUCGGAUGUCGUCGCAAAAGUACGUCCAAAAUCUUCUCUCGGAACCUUGUCGGAUAACUCAUCGUCGGAUAAAUCAAAGGUCGACCAUGUUGAUGACACUUUUCGAGCUGAUAGGCAAGCAGGAGAAGCAAGGAAGAACAGAAAGAUUGAAGAUUUGGAAAUAUCAAUAAAGUCAUUGAUGAAAUUCAAUGUAGAAUUGGAAGCUUCUAAUAAAAAGCAAGCUGCAGAAAUUCAAGCAUUGAAAAGAAAACUUCAUAUGUAUAACGAUUUGGCAGAAAUCGAUAAAGAUAAUGACGUUCGAUUCCGUCGAAUAUGUAUGGUGAUUGAUGAAUUAAUCCAAGAUGCAAAUGAUGCUCUUAAUUAUACUACGAAGAUUGGAGGCAGCAGAGUUUUGUCAAGUGCUCAAUUAGACUCCGAUAAUAAACAAUCCAGUAAAAUAUCAGAUAAUGUUUUAUUAAACUCCUCUAAAAACUUAAAAAUCCACACAUAUCAUUCAGCAGAGAAAAGUAAUGAUGGUACCAUAACAGCUAAUGAAAUAAGAUCAAGUUUGAGUGAAAUUAAUAAACAAACAUCAGUAAAUAAUCCAAAGAUAAAACCUACAACCGAAAAAGACAAUAAACAUUCAACAACGGUUCAAUCAUCCAAUUUUCCUUUGGCUGAACCUGUUGAAGAAAACAAUAAAAAAUUGCAGGCAAACCUAGAACGUGCUCGCACAGUAGUUACCGAACUUUUAUCCCUAGAAAAAAAAGACAAUAAUAAUGUAAAUAAUAACACGCCUUACACUCCAAAUAAUUCGGAACGUAAAGGUCUUGGUUUGCUUCUACCAUCUCAAAAUGAUCAUUCAAAGCAUGUGACUCAUUCAAAACAUGUGACUCAUGGUUCGAUUAGCGGUAGCGAUUCACCACAACCUUCCCCGAGGAUGAUCCUUUUAUACGAACUUCAGGAAUCGUUGGGUAUUGGCAAUGCGGAAUCUUCAAAAUAUUUGAAGGAGAACCGAAGGAGUCUACCAGUAAUGUCAUCCAGCAAGAUUAAUAUCAUUUCACCACCUGAAGAAGAAAGUCAAGAAGGAAAUGAUUCAAGACCGAGACGAAGUCAAGCUCAAUCUGAAAUAAGUUUACGUCGUCGAUCAUCACCGAAUUUUAGAACUUCUUCGCUUUCUCUACCAAAGUCGAACAUGUCAACGGAUCAUUCCAGCGCAUCGCUUGUAAUGAAUGAUGAUUCUGUUCUGAAUUCUCAUCCACAUGGACCUGAUGUUGAGAAACGUUCACUUUUGGUAUCUUCAUGG
Molecule: messenger RNA, 1593 nt
Organism: Funneliformis mosseae
Lineage: Eukaryota; Fungi; Glomeromycota; Glomeromycetes; Glomerales; Glomeraceae
Source: the annotation of a GenBank genome assembly